This is a messenger RNA of Scylla paramamosain (green mud crab), 914 nucleotides long. RefSeq lists its product as uncharacterized. Lineage: Eukaryota; Metazoa; Arthropoda; Malacostraca; Decapoda; Portunidae. The coding region runs from base 67 to 486 and encodes 139 amino acids. The record is from RefSeq and is a predicted model, not a curated record. The transcript is spliced from 2 exons.
GACACUUUAGUUGAUAUUUGCCAGUUGCAGAAGCAAGUCGCUCCCUCUCCUUCACUUCAUAUCACAAUGAAACUUCAGGUCGCUGUACUGCUGGUGAGUGUGGCUGGUCUGGCCAUGGCUGCACCGUCAGGAGCAGCGACGGGCGGCUUAAAGUUUCCAUCCUCUGCUACUGAGGUGGACAAGGAGACGCUGAAAAAAACCACGGCUCUCAUUGAACAGUUCAUCCCCCCGCUCCUCAAAAGCAUUUCCGAAAACAACGGUGACGCUGUGUCGCGCAUCAACAAGAUCGUGGAGUCCUCCCUGGCGCUGGGACGAGAGGCGGUGCUGCUGAGGAACGCAGACUCCAACCAGGAGAUGCUGAAGGAGAUCGACGCAGCUAGGGAGAGUGUACCACUGAUCAUGGACCUCGUGCGUGCCACUGCCAAGGCCUUCGAGAAUACUGGCAGUAACGUUGGCUUCACCGGUUUCACUCCCUUUAGGCAAUAAUACCCACAUUCACACGCCACAGUUAAACACUUAGUAACUCUCAGUUGCUCAAGAGAAAUGUAACCUAUCAAGGAAUUAUAGAAAUAUCAUUAGCCUACCCAUUUCAAGAUUGACUGUUUCUCGGUAAAAAAUAUAAUAACUUUUAAAAUUCGUGAUCUACACAAUGAAAUGAAUUAAUCUAAAACUAACUUAAGUUCACAUAACCCUCGGAUGAAAACACUCAUGCUCUUUCCUAACUGUCCAACAACCCUCUUCAUCCUCUUAAAUUUAACUGCAUUUUGACAGAAUCAUACACUUACAUACGACACCUUUUAUCUGUCAGCUAAGGGAGCAACGGCGUCGUCUGACAUCACUGUUAUUACCUAAUCACGAUGUCAAGGGCUAAGAGUAGAUUUGUAGAAAGAUAUGAAUAAAUCUUGUAAAUUCUC